CAUUCUUCUCAUGACGCACCAUGGUAGAGAAACCAUGGAGGAAGGAAACCAUGGAGAAAGGAAACCACCAUGGACUGAUGGAUAAUGGAGUAGUAUCACAAGCUGAUUCCAAUUUACUCAUUUUCAUCAGUGACUGAACGAAUAUCUUUAUGUUGUGAUUAUAUUGAAAAAAAAGCAUAACCAUGUCGGAACCAGAUAAAAAAUCUAAUGAACCAUAUCGUCAAUUAGAAGAAUCACAUGGGGCGGAGUUAAAUGUUGGCGCACAAAGUACAUCGAGUUGUCCUACGAGCUUGGAGAAUACUAUUGAAGGAUCGAUGGAACUUUCUUCUGUUGUGGUUAUACCUGAUGAUACCUUUACUGUGGUACAAGCUAUCAAUACAUUAGGCUUUGGAAAAUUCCAAGUAAAAUUGUCUCUAUUCACGGGUCUUUGUUGGAUGGUAGAUAGUAUGGAGAUCACGAUAUUGAGUAUUCUAAGUCCAUCCUUACAUUGUGAUUGGGGUAUUUCUAGAUACCAGCAAGCACUGACCACAACGGUAGUAUUUCUUGGUAUGAUGUUAAGUUCCACUUUUUGGAAUAAUUUAAGCGACAGAUACGGUCGUAAGCAAGCUUUAACUUUGUGUGCAGUAUUAUUGGCCUAUUAUGCAUUUCUAAGUUCAUUCGCACCAAAUUUUCUCUGGAUUCUAUUGCUUAGAGGAGUUGUAGGAUUUGCUAUUGGUUGUGUACCACAAUCGGUCACAUUGUAUGCAGAGUUUUUGCCAGCAAAACAACGGGCAAGAUGUGUUAUUUUAUUGGAUUGUUUUUGGGCUCUUGGAGCUUGUUUCGAAGUGGCGAUUGCAUUAAUUGUUAUGCCCAAUUUUGGAUGGAGAUGGCUUCUUAUAUUAUCGUCUAUUCCAUUAUUUAUAUUUGCUGUAAUAACACCGUGGCUACCAGAAUCUACAGUAUUUGAUAUGACAAUUGGAAGAAUAGAUCGUGCAAUUUCAACAUUAGAACGUGUAGCUAGAGAAAAUAAAAAAUCAUUGCCUGUAGGAAGAUUAGUUAUGGAUAGAUUUUAUCAAGGUCAUCAUGGCCGAUUUAAAGAUGUUCUGAGUAAAGAAAUGUACAGAACGUCUGCUUUACUUUGGCUUGUAUGGAUGAGUACAGCGUUCUGCUACUAUGGAGUGGUAUUAAUGACAACUGAACUUUUUCAUACAUCCUCAGAGCAAUGCAGCACAUGGAGUACGAACAAUGAAGGUACAUGCCAACUUGACUGCCGAUUGCGGCGUAGUGACUACAUCGAUCUACUUUGGACAACAUUGGCGGAAUUUCCUGGCAUAUUUUCUACUGUUUUCGCGAUCGAGAAAAUAGGCAGACGAAAGACAAUGGCUUGCCAGUUAGUCAUGUUCGCCAUAGUAGUUUGCUUCUUAAGCAGAACCUGUUUGUUGAGUAGAGCAGUGUUGACCAUUGCUAUUUUCCUAGCCAGAGGCUUAAUUGCCGGUGUGUUUCAAGCUGCAUACGUAUACACGCCAGAAGUAUAUCCUACACAUUUACGAAGCAUAGGUGUAAGUGCGUGUAGUGCUAUGGCACGAAUCGGUGCUAUGAUCACUCCAUACAUAGCGCAAGUAUUUUUACAAUGGUCCAUCACGGGAGCUAUGAUCACUUAUGCGACAACCGCUUUGUGUGCUGCAAUUGCUACGCUUGUACUUCCCCAAGAUCCAAAUGAAGACACCGAAUGGAAUGAUAUCCUUAGGAGGAAAGGUAUCAUACCUGAGAAGGAAAAGGAACAAGAAAUUACUGAGGAUCAGAUAGUAAAUCUAUUGGAAAAUACAAUAGAUGAGAAAACAGGACGUGAUUGUAACAAUUUAGAAAAGAAGACCUUGGAUGAGUUAGAUGAGCUAGAAGAUGAAGAGGAUGAACGAGUUCUGGAGGAAUAUCGACGAAAGAGAAUAGCAGAAAUGAAGGAGUUAGCUAACAAGUGUAAAUAUGGAGAGGUGCGAGAAAUAUCUGCAGAAGAUUAUGUUAAAGAAGUUAAUAAUGCUGGUGAAGAUGUUUGGGUUGUUUUAUAUCUUUACAAAUCUGGCAUUCCUCUCUGUACUCUAGUCAAUCAGCAUCUUGCCAGUUUAGCAAGAAAGUUCCCUGCCACUAAAUUUUUGAAAAGUAUCUCUACCACUUGCAUCCCAAACUGGCCCGACAGUAAUCUUCCUACAAUAUUCAUUUAUCAUGAAGGAAAUAUGGUGAAACAAAUUAUUGGGCCACUCGAAUUCCGUGGCAUGAAACUGUCCGAAGCAGAAUUAGAAUGGAUGUUGGGACAGACAGAAGCAAUAUCAACGAAAAUCAAAGAGGAUCCUCGUCCCAAGAUCAAUGAUGUUUUAUUUUCAAGUUUGAAAAAUGGAAAUGAUCUUGAUGAUGAUAACGAUUGGUAA
This is a messenger RNA of Atta colombica, 2399 nucleotides long. Its product is annotated as viral IAP-associated factor homolog. Gene Ontology annotation, cellular component: cytoplasm. NCBI's taxonomy places the organism in Eukaryota, Metazoa, Arthropoda, Insecta, Hymenoptera, Formicidae. Bases 183 to 2399 code for a protein of 738 amino acids. Gene Ontology annotation, molecular function: transmembrane transporter activity. The record is from RefSeq and is a predicted model, not a curated record. Gene Ontology annotation, biological process: protein folding; transmembrane transport. The transcript has 12 exons.